CCCUCCCAAUCAUGUGAUUCCGGUGUUCCAAUCCCCUCCCAAUCAUGUGAUUCAGGUGUUCCAAUCCCCUCCCAAUCAUGUGAUUCAGGUGUUCCAAUCCCCUCCCAAUCAUGUGAUUCAGGUGUUCCAAUCCCCUCCAAUCAUGUGAUUCAGGUGUUCCAAUCCCCUCCAUAUCAUGUGAUUCAGGUGUUCCAAUCCCCUCCAUAUCAUGUGAUUCAGGUGUUCCAAUCCCCUCCCAAUCAUGUGAUUCAGGUGUUCCAAUCCCCUCCAUAUCAUGUGAUUCAGAUGUUCCAAUACCCCUCCCAAUCAUGUGAUUCAGGUGUUCCAAUCCCCUCCUUAUCAUGUGAUUCAGGUGUUCCAAUC
This is a messenger RNA of Staurois parvus, 363 nucleotides long. The record is from the annotation of a GenBank genome assembly. NCBI's taxonomy places the organism in Eukaryota, Metazoa, Chordata, Amphibia, Anura, Ranidae.